Molecule: messenger RNA, 1453 nt
Organism: Plodia interpunctella (Indianmeal moth)
Lineage: Eukaryota; Metazoa; Arthropoda; Insecta; Lepidoptera; Pyralidae
Exons: 2
Coding region: 117-1004 (295 amino acids)
Source: RefSeq, a predicted model, not a curated record
GAACUUGAUACAUUCCCGCACUUUUCCGCGCGCAACUGUAUCGAGCACUUUUCCUCUCGGACAUAGAUUUUCCGACGAAUAAUGUAAUUACUUGUGACCGUAACAUCGAUAUAACCAUGGCGAAAAUAUUCUUGAUAAUCAUCGCUUUCGCUGCUCUAGUCUGCGCCGAAGAAGAUGUAGAACAGAAGAAACGAGGAGCCGUAAAGACUACCAGCCUCAAUUCGAUCCCAACGGGAGUUCAAAAGCCGGACUACACUUACAAUAUCUACUCGAAUCCAAGCGGAGGACAAAGCAGCUCACCGAGUUAUCAAUCGCAAUCAGCGUAUCAGUCUCAAGUGCCUAACUCCUUCUAUCCUAGCCAAAACAACCAGUACUACACCUCAGACACUCCCACAGAUUCCUCUUACCCCCAACAACCCCAAAUAAACCUUAUCCCACCGACAACACCUUCACAAUUUGUUCCCUUAAACUUUGUUCCAAAUUCUGGUUACCAAGCUAAAUACCAGAUCAUCCCAUCGAAGAAUUCCCAAGGGAACAUUCAGCUGGCAAUCGUGCAGCAACCGUCGAACUACCCGUCUUCAGUGCUCCAAUAUCCCAAUUCUUUAAUCUCUUCAGCUAGUCAAAUUUCGCAACAGAACAGUCCUUUCGGCGGAAUCCCUAAUGGUUACUUCAAUAUAGCUCCCAAUUAUCAACCGUUUGCUUUUGGCGGACCUCAACUUGGCCAAUCACCAGCUAUGGUAUUAGUGCCUCAAGGCAAUCCUUCGUUGUACAACAAUCUUCUGUACCCUAAUCCUGUACAAAGUUUUUACAACUAUUACCCUUCAAAUUCACAAGGUAAGUAUAGUGUGUCGUAUGGUUCCCAACAGGCUUCUGAAGCAUCCCAGAGCUCUCCAAAGGAAAGCAAUGAUGGCCAAAAUCUUGAAUAUGCGUCUUCAGAUGUAAAUCCCAGUUAUAAAAACGCGUUCACACCAAGUCGUGGCUCGUCAUAUACCAAACUAAAAUGAUCGUAUUCUUAAUUAGGAAGCGCAUUCACUAAUUCUGUCCCAUUUAAACUGCCAAUCGGCAUUGGGCUCACGUGACUGAUCAUGACAUGGUCCUCUUUAUCCAUCCAACAUGAUGGCUUGUGCCCCAGUAAGGAAGUUAUAUGACUAUAGAUAAUGUAGAUUUUACUAAAAUACUGACAUAAAAUCUAUUAAACAAAACUUAUUUUGCGUAUGAAAAUAAUUAUAGAGUUAAUAAUAGUUAUGUCUGAGAAUGUAACGUGAAUGAUUGCUUAUAAACUGUAGUAACUACUUAAUCACCAUGUAGAUAAAUCUCUUUGUUAUGUGUAUUUCGUUGCCAUUUUAACCAAUAUUUAUUAAGCUCUGGCAGACUGGUUUAAUUUAUGUUACAAAUUGUUAUUUGUUGUUUGUUAACUAUUGUUUGUAAUUAAAUAAAUUCGUCAGCGGUGUUA